Molecule: messenger RNA, 780 nt
Organism: Triplophysa dalaica
Lineage: Eukaryota; Metazoa; Chordata; Actinopteri; Cypriniformes; Nemacheilidae
Exons: 5
Coding region: 28-642 (204 amino acids)
Source: RefSeq, a predicted model, not a curated record
GGUGAUGAAGUGAAGUCAGUGUCAGUGAUGGAGGGACAUUCUGUUACUCUACACACUGAUCUCACUCACAUAAAGACACAUGAUGUCAUCGAGUGGAGGUUUAAAGACUUCCGCAUCGCCAGAAUCAAGAGAUCAGUCAACAUUAAUCACAUAUAUGAUGAGACUAUAGAGAUAUUCAGAGACAGACUGAAGAUGAACAAUCAGACUGGAGAUCUCACCAUCACACACAUCACAUCUCAACACUCUGGACUUUAUAAACUCUACAUUCUUGGGAGAAAUAAGGACACAGUCAAGAGAUUCCAUCUUACUGUUAAUGACGCUGACAUACAUCCAAUAGAUCAACACGAUGAAGAAGCAGUAGAUGUUCAUCAUACUGAAGGAAAAACACAUUUAGUUUAUAUAGUUGUGAUCUCUUGUGCUGUUGGAACUGUGAUGAUUGUAGCUUCACUUCUGAUGUUCUUCAUCUGCAGAAAACACACAAAUACACGUCAACAACAACAACAAGAUUAUGAAAAGCAAAUCAUCUGCUCUGAUUCAACAUUCACCAAACACAACACACAGGAAUCUGAAAUGAUGACGGUGGUUUAUACAUAUUACAGCUUUAAAGGAGAUCAGACAACUCUGUCACCUGUUAUGGAUUGACUACAACAACAAAAAGUUUGAUAUUAUUUAUUGAUUAUAUACCAAGUUUGUUGUCCCAACACUGAAUGUAUUUUAUUGUUGUUCUGUCAGUACUGAAAUCCUCCUUUCAACACAGCUUUAUUAAAACUGAUGAACACA